Messenger RNA from Drosophila hydei, 3673 nucleotides. RefSeq lists its product as uncharacterized. The transcript is spliced from 13 exons. The record is from RefSeq and is a predicted model, not a curated record. NCBI's taxonomy places the organism in Eukaryota, Metazoa, Arthropoda, Insecta, Diptera, Drosophilidae. Bases 210 to 3545 code for a protein of 1111 amino acids.
UAAGUUUUUCGUAAAUUUAUAUUUUUUGUAUUGACGGAAUUUUUUGUUGUUAGACCGCUUGUUUGUUUGCCCUUACAUUUUUCUACGACUUUGUUACGUGUUGAUGCCAAUUCGUAAAAGGGAACAUCUAAGUGAAUUUAAAUGUGUAUUAUAAGCUAUCACAGUUUUUCGCGCCAUUUUUUGUAUUUUAAUCAUUGUAUAUUAUAAAUAUGGUGACCAUAAUCGUAGAUAUCGUCAACAAUAAAGCGGUUAAGCUUGAACCAAACAUAAUAUAUCGUGUGGGACGCCGGCUGGGUCUUGAAUUUUCUAUUGAGGAUGAGUCCGUAGAGCUUGCACAUGCUACAAUUGCUUUGCUAGCCGGCGGAAUUGUGCGCUUAGCAGCUGUGAAUGGCGACGUUUUUGUGAACAACCUUAAAACGGGACUGGAAAUCAAGAGCAUAAGCGAAGCAGAUGCUAUCAAUGGACACAUUGAUUUGCGUUUUGGCAAUGUGACUGCCAAAUUGCGCUUUAACGAUGCCAAACGUUUGGAUAACGAAGAGUCAAACGAUACCAGCGGAUUUGAUGAGGACACUAGAAGAGAUAAGUCAACAAAUAUAACUGGCGAUAGCUUCAACAUUCCCGAAUCGGAACCUCAAUCAGUUAACAAUACAGGAAUUACAGAUAGUUUCAUCAUUCCUGAAGCUCAGGCUAUUUGCUUUGAUCGAUCUGCAAGGGUUAGCAAACAAUCAAAGAUAUCAUUGGGCGAUGAUAUUCUAAUACCUGAAACUCAAGAUGUUCUGCUCAAUGCUGGUAAUAAUCCAGUUCUAAUGAAUCAUGAACUGGAUAUUAUCAGUGAAGAUGAUUGUUCAGAGUUCGGUACUCAAAUACGCAUUUGCACUCAAGAAUUCAAUGAAAUUAAUGAAGAUGCUAUUGACGAUUUUGAUUCAUCGCUUGUGCUUGGGGAUGGACCGAUGUAUGUGCUACCACCUGCCAGGCAGUCAAAAGAUAACACGGGAGCUGAUUCGGAUAUGAGUGCCUUGAAUUGGUCCGCAUCUAAUUCAAAAUGCACUGCAUUGAAUAGCACCAAGGCUGAUGAUUCGUUGUCGCGUGGCGAUAUCUGCCUAACUCCAGAUUUAUCUCUACCAGGUAAAAGUUCUGAAGACCUUAUUGAGGAUGUUUGCACUCCAGAUAUAUUUGACGUGCUUAAUACCGAACGAAAUGAACGUCUCGGCUCUUGCACACCUGACUUAAAUCUGCCUUCAACCGUGCUCUCUAGUCCAUCGAUUAAAGUUGUUGACAAACCGAAGCAAUCAGCAGUUGACAGCAUUGAGACGCCAGAUUCCAUGCCAGCGGAGUUGCUGGAUAACUCCCAUUGUAUAGCAACGCAUGCAGUGCCUGCAGCAAACUUAACGCAAGAGCGCAAAUCGAGUACAUCUGAUGAUAAUUUGGAAGACUUCAUUGCCACACAGGCUUUCGUAAGACCACGAGCACCUGUGUCGCAAUCCAAGGAGUUUACGGUCACAAGAUUGAGCAUUACUGCCCAAAUUCAUAACCAUAAUGAAGAUUUUAUUGAAACGCAAGCAUUUCCUACAAAGGAAACGACAUCAGAUAUUUUAUCAAAUAUUGCUCAGGGAAAUUUAGAAGACUUUAUUGAAACACAGGCAUUCAUUAAACCGUCUCGAACGUCUGAAGCAGCACUAAACCAAACGGUCGACACAAUAUUAAAGAUCACUGCCAAAAUAGGUGAUAAUACAGAAGAUAUGUUGGAGACUCAAUUAUUUAUAUCUCCCGCGACGAAUAGUGAUAAAACUUCAGCUAAUGAAAACGAUGCUGAGUAUUUGAAAGUUCCUAGUUCAGUUAAAAUGGGAGAUGAACUUGAUAAAGAGCUUAGUCAACUGAUUGCGCUUUCUUCAUCCGACGAAGACGAGCAAUAUUUUAUUGAGCAAUUUAAUAACACAGUCGAAAAUUGUAUUAACAAGAUUCAGCAACCCAAAACAUCGGGAAACGUUCAGAAGGACCAGCAACAGUUAGAAAACAAUACCGGCCGUAAACGUUCCUCUCGUUCAGAAUCACCAGCAGCCUUACCAUGCAAAAGAGGACGCACAAGACAAAUCUCAAAAUCAGCUGUAGCAUCUGAAAUAGAGGAGAACAACGUUGAAGUUCCUCCGAUAGAAAACAGAACGCGAUUGAAGCGAUCAUUAACAGCUAACGCGGAUCCGCCUCUAAAAAAGACACGAGGAAAAACAUCAGAGCUAAUUAGUGAAAGUGCUUCAGACGCAAAAGCACAAAAGAUUAAAGCAUCUAAUCAAAAGGAUUCCAUUGAAGGCCGACUCCGGGGCAGAGCACGUGGCAGCAAAAAUACAACACAAGAAAGUGAGAAUAUUAGCAGUGAAGUUAAAGUGGUAGCAAAAACUGCCAAAAAACAAAUUGAACUUGCCAAUGAAGCUGCAAGUUGUAGCAAAGAGAGUAAAACUAGAAAAUCUAAGCAGAAAAAUGACUCAAGUAAUGAUCAACCAGACGUUAUCCACGAUAUACAACCAAUUAGCAGCAGAACAAGAAGGCGAUCUCAGUUAAUUGACAUUAUUGAAGAAACUGGUAAAGAUGUUGUGAAAAAUAAAAAAGAUGCUAGCAAAGAGGACGAAACACUGAUACCAAGAAAAGAAUUACGGCAUCCAGUUAAGGCACCUGCCAAAAAAAACAAAGCAGGAAAUGCCCACUCAACCAACGAAGCUGAUUCUCCCAAGCCAAAAUCUAAAACUGAUGACAAAAAAGAGGUUAGUAGUGAGCCAUCUAUCAGAGCUUUGCGCAAUAACAGAGUAUUACUGGAAGCUGUUGAAGGCCAAAUGAAAGAUGGCCCAACAACUAGCUCUAAUGCUCAAACAAUGAAUGCUCGUAGAAACAAGGUAUCUAGUCGAAAUCCAGUUACAGAAAUAAACGACUACAUCAAGAAAAUAAAAAGAUCUCGAAAAAUUCGUUUAGCAUUAUCCAUGUGCAAUCAAGCUGCGCUGACUUCAGUUAUGGCGGCUUUAAAAAAUGCUAUAGAAGUCACCAAUGAUCCAGUGGAAUGCGAUUUGGUCAUCAUGGAUAGAGGCGAACGCACCUACAAGUUCUUGAUUGGAGUUGCUGGAAAUAAACCCAUAUUGUCCAGUCAAUGGUUAUAUGCUAUGAAGCAAACUUGUUCCAUUAGUGUUGAAUCGGAGCAUAUAUUCAAGGACGACAAAUUCGAGCAGAUGUUUAAGUUUCAGCCGUUAUCAGUAUUUGAAACCCCCAGUUUAUUGAAAGGAUUAGAUUUUAUGAUCGGUGAGGGCAUCCAGCCGAGUGCGAAGGAUAUGAAAGCCAUUAUUGAAUGCGCCGGUGGAACCGUGCAUACUAAGGUGCCUUCAAUCGCAAGUAAGAACAAACUAUAUGUGAUUGCUAGUAAGCAAGAUAAGCACGUUUGGCAGCUGCUCAGAAACUACAAGAAUGUACAAUACAUUAAAACUGAAGGUGUUAUGCAAGCUUUGGUACAGCAUAAAGUAGAAUUGUUGAAUGAGCACAAGCUAAAUUUUCUAGAGAUAAGCAAAUAGAUAGAUAUAAGUGUAAAAGCACUCAGAUGAAGUGCAAAAAAAAAACUGUUGGAUUUACAUUGUAACUGGCCAGCAUUUAAUCACCUAGUUAUAUAUUUUGUAUGGUCUAUGUAUUAUGUAUUUAUCGA